Molecule: messenger RNA, 1710 nt
Organism: Xiphophorus couchianus (Monterrey platyfish)
Lineage: Eukaryota; Metazoa; Chordata; Actinopteri; Cyprinodontiformes; Poeciliidae
Gene: mboat7
Product: membrane bound O-acyltransferase domain containing 7
Exons: 9
Coding region: 152-1570 (472 amino acids)
Biological process (GO): lipid modification; phosphatidylinositol biosynthetic process
Cellular component (GO): membrane; mitochondria-associated endoplasmic reticulum membrane contact site
Molecular function (GO): lysophospholipid acyltransferase activity
Source: RefSeq, a predicted model, not a curated record
ACGCUGGAUGUACAACGACAAACCCGGAGGUGAACUCUUCCACCGGUUAGGCGUGAAUGAGCGACGAGGGACGGAUUUCAUGGAACGUGCAGGUUAAACCGGAGAUAGAAAUCUUUUAUUUUUUGGCAAACUCUGCUUUUUAUGAGUAAACAUGUCUCCCGAUGAGCUGGUAUAUUUGGGCGUCCUUGCUGCCUCCAUCCCUGUUGGGUUCCUCUUUCGCUAUCUCAGUUCGUCUGUGAAGCAGGUGGCAUCUCUCUUCCUGGGUUUGUCCAUCACCAUCGCUUUGUGUCACAUCCACACUCUGCACUCCCUGGUGACGGUGAUAGGAACAUGGAUUAUCAUUAAGAGCAGCUGGCGGCAUGCCCCAGCACUGAGUCUCAGCUGGACGUUUCUCUACCUGCUCUUUUUUCGUCUGGUCACCUGGUUCAAUCUUCCCCAGCCAACACCGUUUGCCAAUGCCGUCCAGCUACUCCUCACACUUAAGAUGGUCAGUCUUGCCAAUGAGGUGCACAGCUUCCAUGUAGAGAAGAAGAGAGAUGUGAGCUCCUUUGCUAAGUCUCCAGUCAUUGGUGGUCUGUCUCAAGAACCUUCCUUCUACGACAUUCUGUCCUAUAGUUACUGUUAUGUCGGUAUAAUGACCGGCCCGUUCUUCCGCUUCCAAACAUACAUGGACUGGCUGAAGCAGCCGAACCCGCUGGCUCUGCCCAGCUGGGAACCUUGUCUACAACGCUUGAAGAUGGUCCCAGUUUUCGGGGUUCUGUUUGUGACCGUCAACUACUACUUUCCACUUUCUUACGUCCGCACAGACGAGUUCCUGGACCAAAACAUUUUCUUCAGGUUAUUCUACAUGGUCGCAGUGUUUUUUGUGUUCAGGAUGCGUUUCUAUUCGGCGUGGUGUGGCGCUGAGGCAGGCUGCAUCAGCGCAGGUCUCGGCUGCUAUCCUGAGAAAGCGCUUUCAAAACCUGGAGGAGGACCCACCGUGAACUACAGCCCUGAUCCCAGCACUGAAGAGAAAUACAACUUCAAAACCAUCCAGAACAUUGAUUGUUACAACACGGACUUCUGUGUGAAGGUCCGACACGGGAUGCGUUACUGGAACAUGACGGUGCAGUGGUGGCUGCACCACUACAUCUACCCAAACGCCCCCUUCAAGUCCUACGCACUCAGAGCUGGAUGGACCAUGUUCAUCAGUGCCUACUGGCACGGAUUACACGCAGGUUACUACCUCUCCUUCCUCACCAUCCCGCUGUGCAUCGCAGCAGAGUCUGCCAUGGAGUCUGCCGUCAGAUCCAAACUGGGUCCCACCGGACAGAACGUCUUCGACUGGAUCCACUGGUUCCUGAAAAUGAGGGCCUAUGACUACAUGUGCAUGGGCUUCGUGCUGCUGAAGGCGUCCGACACCAUCAACUACUGGAUGUCCAUCUACUUCACCAUGCAUGUCAUUGCUGUCGGCUGCAUAAUAGUGGGCAAGGUCUUGAAGGGGGGGAGGAGAGACGGGAAGAAAGGGGAGAAGGAGCGAAUAAAUGAGGAGAUGACUGAACACAUGAAAACUGGACAGAAAUCAGAAUGAAUGGAGGAACAGAAAAGGACUGCUUUUAGCUUUUAGUCAUGUUUCUACCAACAGACAUGACAUCGGUCCAAGACGGUUUCUUCUUAGAAACAGACUUCUUAGAAAAGUCCGUUUUAUUAAAAAUGCAGUUAAGAGUGUCA